This is a messenger RNA of Phodopus roborovskii (desert hamster), 4253 nucleotides long. RefSeq names its product cyclin and CBS domain divalent metal cation transport mediator 3 (gene Cnnm3). NCBI's taxonomy places the organism in Eukaryota, Metazoa, Chordata, Mammalia, Rodentia, Cricetidae. Gene Ontology annotation, biological process: magnesium ion homeostasis; transport. The transcript has 9 exons. The record is from RefSeq and is a predicted model, not a curated record. Gene Ontology annotation, molecular function: transmembrane transporter activity. Gene Ontology annotation, cellular component: plasma membrane. The coding region runs from base 36 to 2153 and encodes 705 amino acids.
AGGCUGCGCCGGAGGCCCAGAAGGGGUAGCAGGCCAUGGCGGCGGCGGCGGCGGCGGUGGCGGGUUGGCUGGGCUGGGCGCUCGCCGCGCUCUGUCUGGGCAGCAGCGCGGGGGAGGCGGCGCCGGGAGCGGGACUGCUGGGCUUCUGCACGGAGGAGGACAGCGCGCCGGGCGCAGGCUCAGUGCGCGGGAGGGCAGGGCCGGAGGCCACCUUCUGCUUGCGGCUCUUCUGCCCGGGCUUGGCCAACAGCUCCUGGACCUGGGUGGCCCCGGAGGGCGCAGGCUGCGCCGAGGGCGGCGGGGCCGCGGAGCCCGAGGAGGCGGCCGGCCGCACGGGCGAGUGGCGCGCGCUGCUGCGCCUGCGCGCCGAGGCCGGCCGCCCGCGCUCCGCGCUGCUGGCGGUGCGCGUGGAGCCGGGUGGCGGGGCGGCCGAGGAGGGGGCGCCGCCCUGGGCGCUGGGGCUGACGGCGGCCGGGCUGCUGGCGCUGGCGGCCGUGGCGCGCGGCCUGCAGCUGAGCGCGCUGGCGCUGGCGCCGGCCGAGGUGCAGGUGCUGCGCGAGAGCGGCUCGGAGGCGGAGCGCGCGGCUGCGCGGCGCCUCGAACCCGCGCGCCGCUGGGCCGGCUGCGCCCUGGGCGCGCUGCUGCUGCUGGCCAGCCUGGCGCAGGCGGCGCUGGCGGUGCUGCUGUACCGAGCGGCCGGCCAGCGCGCCGUGCCCGCCGCGCUGGGCUGCGCGGGGCUGGUGUUCCUGGUGGGCGAGGUGCUGCCCGUGGCCGUGAGCGGCCGCUGGGCGCUGGCGCUGGCGCCGCACGCCGUGGGCCUCAGCCGCCUGGCGGUGCUGCUCACCUUGCCCGUGGCGCUGCCGGUGGGGCAGCUGCUGGAGCUGGCGGCGCGGCCGGGGCGCCUGCGGGAGCGCGUGCUGGAGCUGGCGCGCGGCGGCGGCGACCCCUACAGCGACCUGAGCAAGGGCGUCCUGCGCUACCGGACCGUGGAGGACGUGCUCACGCCCCUCGAAGACUGCUUUAUGCUGGACUCGGGCGCCGUCCUGGACUUCAGCGUCCUCGCCAGUAUCAUGCAGAGCGGCCACACGCGCAUCCCGGUGUACGAGGAGGAGCGCUCCAACAUCGUGGACAUCCUGUACCUCAAAGACUUGGCCUUCGUGGACCCUGAGGACUGCACGCCGCUCAGCACCAUCACUCGCUUCUACAACCAUCCUCUCCACUUCGUCUUCAACGACACCAAACUGGACGCCGUCCUGGAGGAGUUCAAGCGAGGGAAGUCCCACCUGGCCAUUGUGCAGAAGGUGAACAAUGAAGGUGAGGGGGACCCCUUCUACGAGGUGCUGGGCUUGGUCACCCUGGAGGACGUCAUUGAGGAGAUCAUCAGGUCUGAGAUCCUGGACGAGUCCGAGGACUACCACGCCAAGGUGAGGAAGAAGACCGCUGCCCUGAGCGCCCCCCUCAGGCGGAAGGAGGAAUUCUCCUUAUUCAGGGUGUCUGAUGAUGAACAUAAAGUAAAAAUCUCGCCUCAGCUGCUCCUGGCCACCCAGCGCUUCCUUUCCCGAGAGGUGGAUGUGUUCAGCCCAUUGCGAAUCUCUGAGAAAGUUUUGCUGCACCUGCUGAAGCACCCCAGCGUCAACCAGGAGGUGAAGUUUGAUGAAGACGACCGCCUGGCCGCACACCAUUACCUGUACCAGCGCAGCCGGCCGGUGGACUACUUCAUCCUCAUCCUGCAGGGCAGGGUGGAGGUGGAAAUCGGGAAAGAGGGCCUGAAGUUUGAGAAUGGGGCCUUCACGUACUAUGGAGUGUCUGCCCUGGCCGCCCCAUCUUCAGCUCACCAGUCCCCAGUGUCUUCACGCCAGCUCAUCCGCCAUGACCCGCAGCCCGAACCAGCUGAGAGUAGCCGCCUCUCCACGUACUGUCCUGACUACACCGUGAGGGCCCUUUCCGACCUGCAGCUCAUUAAGGUCACACGGCUGCAGUACCUUAAUGCAGUCCUGGCUUCCCGAGCCCAGAGCUUGCCUCCGUCCCCAGAGAACGCUGAGCUUCAGGCUAUCCCAGGCAGCCAGACCAGGCUUCUUGGCGACAAGCCCACUGAGACAGCAGCCUCCCCAGUAGAUCUUCCCCUCUUUGGCACAUUUGGAAACUGCAGUUGAUAAAUGACUGUGGACUAGUGAGCAUUUUUUGUUUUAAGAAAACACCAAGGGUCCAGCAACAGCAGACCUGGCAUCCCAGUGGAGGAGAGCCCUGGGCAGAACCCAGGAGUGUAACUACUUGCCCCGAGCUGGAAAUGGUCAAGCGUGUGGGGAGCGGGGAGCCAAGCAGGAGCUUAGCUCCCAUGCCAGCCCAUCCCCCACCUCUUCUGGCCACGUUUUAGAUGGCCAUUAUAAGAUGUGGGUCCCUGGCCUCCUGAGUGCUGGAGCCUUCAGCUGGCCCUGCCUUCCCUUGGGAGAUAGGAUUGGCAGGGCAAUCCUCCAGUAGAAGCCUGUUUCUGGGGGGGAUGAACAGCGUCAUCGCUAGUCUCAGGUCCCAGCUUCCCCCGAUGCUGUAACAGCACAGUGUCUGUACCUCCUGAACCAGGUGCCAUGUGGGUGGGUGCAGUCACUGCCUUCACCUGGCCUUGGCCUGUCUCACUUUGCUUUUGAUUGGCCAACCCUCUGUUGCUGGCAUCGCCUUAUGAGCAAACCAAGACUGCCGGCUUUAGAUGGAGGUUCAAGUCCAUGGCCCGCCGUGCUCUCUUGGCUUCCCUUCCAAUGCCGUAUUUUCAUUCAUGCACUCCAGUGUUGUGUUCCGUUUUUUUCCCAUGUGCCAAUCUAAAAGCGCGGUUCCCCACUAACUCUGCCCUGUUCUGCUCCCCCCGUGGAGGUAGUUUCUGUGACUCCUGAAGUCAUGAGCAGGCUGGCCCAGUGACACGGAAAGCCUGCCCAGAUGGCCUGGCGCCAGCUUGCAUCUCUCCCACCUGUGCAUAGUGCCACUAAUGGUAUUGUCAGUGUCUGUUUGAGGUCGCGGUUGGAAGGCCAAAAGCCAGUGUUGAGUGCCUGCCUUGUACGUUGUCUGGGCCCCCGGGGAGACGUGCUGCUAUGCCGUGUAGAGAGCUGCACAGGGAGGAUUGUUUGUAAACCCGGUACCUUCUUGUCACCUGCUGAGACGUUAAGGUUUUCUUGGAUCUGAAGUAUUUCGGUUUCUGUGCCCUUUCUGUCUCCAGUGACGAUGUUCUAGAGGUGCAGGGUUGGGGAAACGCUGGUUUUCUCUUCUAGUUUACUACAUUUUUCCUUCCACAGUUUCUGCUCUGGGACCAUAGAUUGGGGUGGAAAGGGAGGAUUUCUGGAACUUUCCUAAAAGAAUGUGGGUCCUGGUAAGUGAGACUUACAGGUCAAGAGAACAAUGUCAUGCUUGCUGAGAAAUAUUCUCAAGGAAUAUGCUGUAAGAACAAACUCAGGUUGGAAGCAAAUCAUUUCUCUCCAGAACAGAAUUCUGAAUUUUGGCUGCACCUCAGAAUCACCUGGCAAAUUAGAACCUUAAAUACUUAGGCUCUUCUGGAGCUUCUGAUUUAGUGACUUUGAACACCAGGUUUAUGGUCUUGACAUACUUUGAUUCAUAGAAGAGUUUCAUGUACCCUUUACUCAGCAUCCCCUAAUGUUAACAUGUUAAAUAACCUUGUUACAUUUAUCAGAAUUAAAAUGUUAACAUUGGUGCCAUACUGUCUAACUGGAGGCUUGAUUUGGAUUUUUUUUUUUUUCCUGGUAAUGUCAAGGUAGGAUGCCAAAAUGCACUUAGAGCUAUUUUCCUUUUUACCUGUCUUUGAUUUUAUAGUAGUUGCAGGUUCAUAGAAGUUACAAAGAUGCAGAGUUUGUGAAUCCUUUACCUGGUUGUCCUCAGUGGUCCUAUCUCACAAACCUUAGUCUCAGAGCCUGGAGUGGUGCAGGUGGUACCUGACCCCUGUGUAGACCCGAGUGACUGCUCCCCAAGUCUAACCCAGUGCCCUGUCACUACCAGGGUCCCCCGGACUGCCACUCAGAACCACCUGCCUCAUGCCUAAGCCCCGCAACCGCUAGACCGUCCCUUACCUAAGAAUGUGGGAGGGGUCGUGCGGGGUGUGGCCAUCUCCACCCAGCAUGGUUCUCUGGGGAUUGAUCCAGGUUUGUUCCCUUUUCUUGCCAAGUGGUAUUCCAUGGUGUAUCCAUUGUCCUGUCAAAGGGCAUCUGGGUUGUUUCCAGUUUUUGGCCGUUUCCAAAUAAAGCUGCCAUGAACGUUCA